AUGAAAAAUCAUGAAGUUCUUGAUAUAAUACUGAGCAAGAACUCAAUUCUCAUCCAUUCAAUUGAUGAAGAAGGAAGGAGUGCUUUAUCCCAUUCAGCAUGCAUUGGUUAUUAUAAUGGGGUUUCCUACUUACUAGACAAAUUCAUUCAGGGCACAUACCAAAGGGAUCAAAAUGGCUUCUUUCCCAUUCACAUGGCGGCUAGCAGGGGCCAUGUUGAGAUCAUUCAAGAGGUUCUCCAACGUUGUCCAGAUUCAAGCGAAUUGCUCAACAAACAAGGUCAAAAUAUCGUUUAUGUGGCAGCAAAGAAUGGGAAAGACAAUAUGUUUUAUGUGCUCAAAACGCCUGAGCUUGAAAAGCUAAUUAAUGAAAGAGAUGAGAAAGGAAAUACGCCAUUACAUUUGGCUGCAAUGCAUUGGCGACCUAAGAUUGUGAACUCGCUUACGUGGGACAAGAGAGUUCAGCUAGAGUUAGUGAAUGAUGCAGGCUUAACCGCUUUAGAUGCUGCUGAGAAGUACAUUGGAACUACACCACCAUUCCGAAAGAUCCAAGCAUCAAAAGCCAACCGACACAGUUCAAGGAAAUGGAAGCCCCCAAACAUGGAAAACUAUAAGGAAAGAAUCAACACUCUCAUGCUAGUACUAACAAUAAUUGCCACUGUAACCUUCACAGCCGGUUUCACAGUCCCUGGCGGCUACAAAAGCUCCGCUCCAGUCGAAGGCACGGCAACUCUGCUAAACAGCAACUACUUCAAAGCAUUUCUGAUCAGUGACACCAUAGCCAUGUACAACUCUGUCAUAGCCAUAGUAACUCUCAUUUGGGCACACUUGGGUGACCUCAAUUUAGUCCUCUUUGCACUUAGGCUUGUACUGCCACUUGGGUUAUCUCUGGCCAUGAUGUCUUUGGCAUUCAUGGCUGGUGUAUGCCUAGUUGUGAGCAACCUUGCUUGGCUUGAUGAUGUUAUUCAAAUCAUGGGUAUGAUUUUUCUUUCCACUAUCAUGGCACUCUUUGUUCCUCUUUAUUUCCCAGAUACUUCUCGUUCGCAGACCAUAUGA
Molecule: messenger RNA, 1053 nt
Organism: Camellia sinensis
Lineage: Eukaryota; Viridiplantae; Streptophyta; Magnoliopsida; Ericales; Theaceae
Source: RefSeq, a predicted model, not a curated record